AUGAACCACCAAGACAACUAUUACCACGAUGGGAUGCUAGAGGACUUUUGGAUUAUGCCGUCUCCCCAGGAAUCCAGCCGCGCACGACGGGAGGCCCACCCUUCAUCCCUGAUCAUAUUCAUUGACACUGCUUCCGUCACUAUUCGAUUGCGGUUGAUCAGUAUACUGACCACUAAUGCAGAUAAUGCUACACCUCUGCCUCCCUCUGUUGAGGCGGCGUAUUACCGCAAGUGCAUUGCGCUCAAGCGCCGUCUCAACGAAAUCGAGGCAAACAAUGAAGCGGCCCGGCUGCGCAAGGUGCGCCUCGACCGAGCCAUCUUGAAAAUGCGGUUGGAAAGAGCAUUCUUGCUGGAGCGACUUGCGGAAAGAAUGGCUCCCAACGUGGACGACUCGGACCGCAGCACCAGCCCUCCUCCAACUGUACGCCACCAACUCUCUCCCUCGCUUGGAAGCUCUGUCAAGCCUGACAUUAGAUGCUCGCAGCCGCAAGAGAAGCCGACGCGUAGCAAGCGCACUGGCCGUCAAAAGACACCUCCGCUCGAAGGCCACCAAAGCGGCAGCGUACCACCCCAUCACUCCCCAGGAUCUGUCAGCAACACCACACAGCAGCCACAUGUCCACCCAUUGCAUGCUAUGUCGUCAGCGCAAUCAACCCCUGAUCCAGUUCGUCCGAACUCGGCAAUUCCUUACGGCAACACGUCAGUACCCACAGGACUCAACGGGACUCCGUCAUCUACGCCCUACAGUGGGCCUGCUCAGCUGCCCGCUAUUCCUACUGCCGGCAGUUCUGCACCUACCUUGCCACUACCGCACCCAGACUUUGGUGAGAGCAGGCCAGACGAUCGGGAAAGGCCGCUCAGUGCUGCGAACAGCACGUCUGCUGCCAGUGGCGAUUACGGUCGUCCCUUUGCGGCAGCGUCUGCGCCUGGUACACAAGGCGCUACUGGCGAGGUGCUCAGUGCUGGUCCGGAAAUCAGAUCGGACGCAAACGGUGAAAGGAGGAUUGUGCAGCAGGACACAGAGAUGGGAGAGGCCGAUGCAGCCCCCCGGGACUCCGAAGAUGCAGAGGCUCAACCUGGAGGUGUUGGCUUUACCGCCGUAAACCGGUAG
Diplodia corticola is the source of this 1110-nucleotide messenger RNA. RefSeq names its product hmg box protein. The transcript has a single exon. The record is from RefSeq and is a predicted model, not a curated record. The coding region runs from base 1 to 1110 and encodes 369 amino acids. NCBI's taxonomy places the organism in Eukaryota, Fungi, Ascomycota, Dothideomycetes, Botryosphaeriales, Botryosphaeriaceae.